AAGAAAAACGUCGAUUCAAAUAAGAACAGAGGAGAUUUUACAAAAUUUUCAUUUAUUCACAUACAGACUAAUGAUUUGUAUGGUUGUUGUAGAAUAAUGUCUGGUAAAAUUUUAUUCGUUUUUCUUGGUUGUUUGUUUUGUUUUGAUCUGAUUGCAGCUAUCGAUUAUCCAUGGCAGCCAUUGUUGAAAAUAUCAAACAAUACAUUAGCCAAAGCUAUUCUGCCACGAUAUUUGAAUCUAAAUCUUAUCAAUGAUUAUCAUCUAAGUAGUAAAUGUCGAAUGGAUAUUCAUCGAGCGAUCAAUGCUCUUUAUGAGCGAAAAACAUGGUCAUAUAAAUUGUUUGAUUCCUGGGCUCGUUCCAUUCCUUCUGGUAUGAUGGUCGGUACAUUUGCCGAUUUAGGUGAUUUUGAUCAAUGUAUUUCGAUCAAUCCCAGCCAUAUCAUAUCCAAAUAUUGUAUUAUGGAUUUGUCAAUAGCAAUGCCCAAACCAGUACCUUUACAUUUGAAAACGCAUGUUCAAGUUCUAAAUGACAACGAAACUAAAUUGAAUGGAACAAUUUUCAAUCAUAUGGCCGAUAAAUCAUCACUUUUUUAUUACGUUCAUCUUUGGAUGGGAAUCUGUUUGCCUGAAUCUUGUUCACAAAAAGAUAUUCAAUAUUCAUUCAAUACAACUGGUAUCACUCAAUAUGGUUUUCGAUUGCAUUCAUCAUCAUGUAAUAAUGGUGGUAAAAAAUGGAAAUUAAAUAUUCUACAAAUUAUAUCGUUAAUUGUCUUUGGUUCUUUGCUUAGCAUGAAUGUAAUAUCUGCUAUCUAUGAAAAUUUUAUACAAAAUGAAAAUGAUUCAUCAUUGAUAAAAACAAUAAUGAAAUGGUUUUCACCAAUUCAAAAUACUAACAAAAUAAUCUCAACAAAAUCAUUGAAACAAGGUGAAUUAUCUUGUUUACAUGGAAUUCGUUUCAUAUCAAUGGUAUGGAUUAUUAUUGGUCAUGUAAUGGUUUUGUCACCUCGAAAUCUUCAUCGUCGUUCAUUUGAAAUACCGUUUAAAAUAACUGGAUUACAAUUUCAACCAUUAUUAAAUGGUUUUUAUUCUACUCAAACAUUUUUCUAUUUAAGUGGUCUAUUAACAUCUAUUGUUACAUUUAAACAUACAAAAGGAGAUUAUCGAAAAUUUCAAUAUAUUCCAUUCAUAUUAAUGCGUUAUUUACGUUUAACACCACAAUUAAUAAUGUAUAUGUUAUUGGAUAGUUUUACAUCUGUAUUAUCUAAUGGUCCAUCAUGGUCAUUAUAUUCGAAAAGAAUUACUUAUCAAUGUUCAAAAACUUGGUGGUAUAAUCUAUUUUACAUUCAAAAUUGGUUUAAUUUAUUUGAUAUUUGUUCUGGACAUACAUGGUUUUUGGCUGCUGAUAUGCAAUUGCAUAUUAUAUCCGGCAUAUUCAUUUUAUUAUUAUUACGAAAUUAUCGUAUCGGUAUGAUGGCUACUAAAUUUUUUAUCAUUGUAUUCAUCUUUGUCUCAGCGGCUAUAGUUUAUAUUAAGAAAUUUCCACCUGGACUUAUGCUUUCCUAUUCAGGUUAUUUUGUACUGCCUAACGAAAAAAGUGGUGAAUUAUUACUUUUUUUCUUAAAACCAUGGAUUCAUAUAAUCAUAUUUUUCACUGGUAUUAUAACGGGUGUUCAUCUACCAAAAUGGUCACCGAAAACAAUUAAAACAAAUGUUAAAUUUUUCUAUUGGUCAUUAGUUGUUUUUGGUUAUCUAUUCUGUAUUUAUUACACUGCACCUUGGCUAAAUGGUCGUUUGCCUAUAAAUCCAUUAUUAUCAGCUAUUUUAUUACCAUUAAGUCGUAUUAUAUGGGCACUUGUAUUGACAUUAAUCGUAUGGCUUUGUGUUACGAAUAAUGGAAUAUUCAUUGGUCGUUUUCUAUCAUGGUCAUUGUUUCGUCCAUUAUCACGUAUAACAUAUUCCGUAUAUUUAACUCAUCCAGCAAUUUUAUUUAUUUGUCUACAUUCUCGACGUAAUCUUAUGAGUGAUCGUGAAAUUGACGAUCUAUCUUUGAUGGUAUCAAUGAUUAUAUUCUCAUACAUAGUAGGAUUUAUUUUUACCAUUAUAUGUGAAUGUCCAUUUACAAAUAUUAUUGAUUAUAUCCGGAAUCAUCGAUCUGAUAUGAAAAAUACAAAAUUCAACAACAACAAAAGCAAAUGUCCUGAUGAUCAACGUAUGGAAUCAAAAGUAUAGACAUUAAAAUCAAUCAGAAUAACAAUUAAUCCAAUAGAAUCAAAAAUUUAAAUCGAACAAUAUUUUUCUUAUUAAAAAAUAAAUGUCACCAAGAAUUAGU
Dermatophagoides pteronyssinus (European house dust mite) is the source of this 2329-nucleotide messenger RNA. Its product is annotated as nose resistant to fluoxetine protein 6-like. NCBI's taxonomy places the organism in Eukaryota, Metazoa, Arthropoda, Arachnida, Sarcoptiformes, Pyroglyphidae. Gene Ontology annotation, molecular function: acyltransferase activity, transferring groups other than amino-acyl groups. The record is from RefSeq and is a predicted model, not a curated record.